Molecule: messenger RNA, 840 nt
Organism: Danaus chrysippus (African queen)
Lineage: Eukaryota; Metazoa; Arthropoda; Insecta; Lepidoptera; Nymphalidae
Source: the annotation of a GenBank genome assembly
AUGAGGAAAAUAUCCAAAAAUCGUACAGAUGACGAUGUUGUUUCAUCGACCAAUGGAUCUGCAUCCGUCGGGAACGAGGAGAGUCAAGAAUCGGAGCAAGGCAAUAAACAAGAUAAUAAUGAAGACAAUGAAAAUGGUAAAGACAAAAACCAAAGUGAAGAUGAAAAGGAUACGUCUUCUGUUAAGGGAACGCCUAGAAAGAGCCUGACGAAUAAGUCAAAGCAGACGAAAAAGAAAAAAUCUGAAAAAGUAAAUAAAAAAGACGCUGAAGAAGAAGAAUAUGAGGUGGAAAAAAUUAUGGAUUCUAAAAAAAUAAGAGGGAAAUUGCACUACCUAAUACGUUGGAAGGGGUAUUCAGCCGAUAGUGAUACUUGGGAACCAUCUGAUACUCUGUCUUGCCCAGAUUUAAUCAGUAAAUAUAAUGAUGGGAAGGAAAAUUCAAAGAGCAGCCCAACAAAAAAAGCUAGCAAAAGGAAAGGUGCUAAGAAAGAGAGUAAAUCGCCACCAAAGAAAACUAAAACAAGUUGGGACUCUGAGAAUGCUGACGAAGAAGCUGAGUAUGAGGUAGAGCGCAUUCUUGAAGUACAUCACAAGAAGAAUGGCAGCAGGGAAUUUUUGAUUCAUUGGAAGGGAUGGUCAAGCAAAUUUGACUCUUGGGAACCCGAAGCAAAUUUGAAUUGCCCCGAAUUGAUAAAGAGAUUUAUGGAGAAGGUGGAAAGUGCUAAAACAACUGAGAGUAGGAAUUUAAGAGUGGCUCCAGAGACCACAAACCGUUUCACUCUUCAAGAUCCAACGUCUGGGCGACGACUCAGCAAGAGAAGAGGACAACGCCAACGGUAA